Messenger RNA from Ogataea angusta, 771 nucleotides. RefSeq lists its product as uncharacterized. The coding region runs from base 1 to 771 and encodes 256 amino acids. The record is from RefSeq and is a predicted model, not a curated record. NCBI's taxonomy places the organism in Eukaryota, Fungi, Ascomycota, Pichiomycetes, Pichiales, Pichiaceae. Gene Ontology annotation, molecular function: holocytochrome-c synthase activity. The transcript has a single exon. Gene Ontology annotation, cellular component: mitochondrion. Gene Ontology annotation, biological process: cytochrome c-heme linkage.
AUGGGCUGGUUUUGGGCAGACGCAACACAGAAACCGGUUUCCCGGCCUGCUACGGGAGCAGCAAAGUGUCCCGUGGACCACACGAAACUCGCCGCAUGUCCGGUGGUGCACAACGACGGAGCAGAGACCCUGGACAUCAACCCGCUUAACAACAUGCCGUACGUGCUCCCUACCGACAAGGUUCCCGGCCAGAAGAUCGACCUGCCGACCGAGAGAACGCUGUCGUCGAUUCCGCGGGGAGACGUGCCGGACCAGGGCGUGUGGGAGUACCCAUCGCCACAGCAGAUGUUCAACGCCAUGAUCCGCAAGGGCAAGGGAGACGUGCCGGAGGACGCUGUGGAGAGCAUGGUGAACAUCCACAAUUUCCUGAACGAAGGUGCGUGGAGCGAGAUUCUUAAGUGGGAGAAACCCCACACAGAGCAGACGAGGCAGGAGCCGCGGCUGCUGAAGUUCACUGGCCGGCCGCACGAUUUGAGCCCUCGUGCGCGGUUCUACCAGAUCAUGGGCAGGCUGUUCCCGGAAAAAUACGCCACGGAGCCACCGUUUGACAGACACGACUGGACGGUGCUGCGUGGGGACGGCCAGGGCGGCUGGCAGAAAGUGCGGUAUGUGAUCGACUACUAUGGGGGUCCUGAGGACGAGGACGGCAUGCCCACGUUUUUCCUUGAUGUGAGACCGGCCCUUGACUCGCUAUCCAGCGCCCGCGACAGAUUCGAGUUCUGGCUGGAGCAGACCAAGCCUACGUGGGACAAGGCCAUGGGCAGAGACUAA